AUGCUUAAGAGAAUUGAUUUGGCUACCUAUGUCAACAAAGUGCAUUUAUCUUCUCGGUCAAAGGUCCAUAAGCAUGCUUGGGCUGGAGUAAUGGAAGGAUGGGUGACCUUCCGGAAAGUGAUUUCCGAAACCGUAUUAUCGGGUCUCAAAGCAAGGACAGAACUUGACAUGAUGAAACGAGAAUGGGACAGAAUGGGACGGGACGGAACGAGAUGGGAUAUAACGGGAUGGGACAGAACGAGACGGAUCGGAAAAAAAUGGGACAGAACGAUACAGAAAGGAACAGGACAGAACCAGACGGAACGGGACAGGACGGUGCAAGACGGAGCGAGAUAUGAUGAAACAGGAUAG
Molecule: messenger RNA, 351 nt
Organism: Microthlaspi erraticum
Lineage: Eukaryota; Viridiplantae; Streptophyta; Magnoliopsida; Brassicales; Brassicaceae
Source: the annotation of a GenBank genome assembly